This is a messenger RNA of Culex pipiens pallens (northern house mosquito), 900 nucleotides long. RefSeq names its product titin homolog. Lineage: Eukaryota; Metazoa; Arthropoda; Insecta; Diptera; Culicidae. The transcript has 3 exons. The record is from RefSeq and is a predicted model, not a curated record. Bases 1 to 900 code for a protein of 299 amino acids.
AUGAACAUGAUAACUGGCUCCCUGCUGAAAGCACAGCAAAACGGCAAGACAGCAAGACAACAGGACAACAAGACAGCAAGACAGCAAGACAGCAAGACAGCAAGACAGCAAGACAGCAAAACAACAAGACGGCAAGACAGCAAGACAACAAGACAACAAGACCACAAGACAACAAGACAACAAGACAACAAGACAACAAGACAACAAGACAACAAGACAACAAGACAACAAGACAACAAGACAACAAGACAACAAGACAACAAGACAACAAGACAACAAGACAACAAGACAACAAGACAACAAGACAACAAGACAACAAGACAACAAGACAACAAGACAACAAGACAACAAGACAACAAGACAACAAGACAACAAGACAACAAGACAACAAGACAACAAGACAACAAGACAACAAGACAGCAAGACAACAAGACAACAAGACAACAAGACAACAAGACAACAAGACAACAAGACAACAAGACAACAAGGCAACAAGACAACAAGACAACAAGACAACAAGACAACAAGACAACAAGACAACAAGACAACAAGACAACAAGACAACAAGACAACAAGACAACAAGACAGCAAGACAACAAGACAACAAGACAACAAGACAACAAGACAACAAGACAACAAGACAACAAGACAACAAGACAACAAGACAACAAGACAACAAGACAACAAAACAACAAGACAACAAGACAACAAGACAACAAGACAACAAGACAACAAGACAACAAGACAACAAGACAACAAGACAACAAGACAACAAGACAACAAGACAACAAGACAACAAGACAACAAGACAACAAGACAGCAAGACAGCAAGACAGCAAGACAGUUCAGGCGCACUUCCGCAUCGCUCCACGGGGCUUCAUAGUAAAUAAGCUGGCCUAA